AUGGAGUUCUACAUGUGUGCAGCAGAGCAGCUACCAGAAGUUGAGGCUCAGACUGAAGAAGCUGAUGAAGGAGCCUUUCAACAAACUUUUCGGUGGUCUGUGGAGGUGACAGCCCCUGAGAGGAUAGCUGCGCUUGUUGGGGGUCAGAUGGAGGAUUACAGAGUGCCAAUCCGAUAUCUUCCGCCUGGGAAGCUGGUGGACCUGUGGUACCAGUUUUUGUCUUGGGUUGAGACCCAGCGCAAGCAGGGAGCAGCUGCAGAGGGAGAAGCUGCAAUCCCGUCCUGGGCCACAUUCUACAGAUGCUGGACGGAGCUUUUCCACAAGCGCUGCCUCCGCUUUCGUGAGAAGAGCCAGCAUGCGGAAUGUGAUGACUCAUGCUUCCGGUUCCGCCAGCAGCUGGGCAGAGGUGGCAUAUCAGCUGCUGACAGAGUGCAGAUUGCCAGCAGGUGGCGUGCUCACUUAACCCAGCAGUGGAUGGACAGAAGCAUCUACUGGAGUCUGAGGUUUGCUUCUCGCUCUCGAGACUUUGGGGUCCUGGUGGUGAUCGCAGAUAGCAUGGACAAGACAAAGUGGUGCUAUCCGAAGUACCACCAGAUGCAUCGUCUACCACAUGAGCUGGAGAACUUUAGCCGACCGCGAAUGGUCUUGACAGCAGUCCUUGCCCAUGGAUGGAGGACAAGCGUCUAUGUGUCUGAUGAUGAGACAGUCAACCAUGGUGCCAACAUGGUGUGUGAGGUGCUCAGCCGGACUCUUCAGUCCAUCUUCGAAGAAAAAGGUCUUGUACCACAGCACCUGUGCCUUCAAUGUGACAACACGGUAGCCUUCUCCAAGAACUCUGACACCCACUUGUGGGUUGCCUACGCUGUUGCAAGAGGCCUCAUUGCCUCAGGCAGUGUCAAUUACCUCACAAAGGGGCACACGCAUGAGGAUGUUGAUGGUUUCCUCUCUGAGCUGCUGCCAACCUUGCGAAGAAACUGCUUCAACUCUGUGGCUGAUGUGAUUGCCUUGCUGAGGGAAGAUCUGGCAAAGAAGGAAUCUUCUGGGGAGACGCUCAUUGUGGAGGAGGCUGUGCCCCGCAACUACAGCAGCUUCCUGGAGCAGCUCCGGAUCAAGAUCUAUAACUGCUUCAUGCCACGUGGUGACACCUCUGUGCCUCACAGCUUUACAUACAAGCGGAGAUCAGAUCUCAGUUCAAAGGAGGUUGGGCAGUUGACAGGAACAAACCGGGAAGGUCAUGCCAGAGAUGUAUUUGGCAUUUGCAAGAGCCGCAUGAGUGACCCUGCCCGUGAUUCGUUCAAGCCUGUCCUCGUGCUGCCUUUUGCCUUUAUGGAUUGGGUUGGAACCUAUGAUUCAAUCCCAAUUAUGCCCAGGAAGGUCGUAUCACCUGAAAGAGCCAAGGCUUUGGAACGGCUGGCUAUGAUUUUGGAAGGCAAUCCAUAUCACAAUGCAGAAGGGGCAGCAACACUUCGUAAACUGGCCGCUUGCAAGGACUGGGAGGAUGAGGUGAAGAAUUUCUCGUUCUUCAUGCAAGAUCCAGAGGUUGUCCCUACAGUACUGCCAACUCAUGGGAGUGAAGAGUUCUCUCAUUUGCCAAAGGUGUGCCGCCCAAUGUUGGCAAAGUUUGGAUGA
Molecule: messenger RNA, 1629 nt
Organism: Cladocopium goreaui
Lineage: Eukaryota; Dinophyceae; Suessiales; Symbiodiniaceae
Source: the annotation of a GenBank genome assembly